Messenger RNA from Zonotrichia leucophrys gambelii, 2049 nucleotides. RefSeq names its product protocadherin-23-like. The record is from RefSeq and is a predicted model, not a curated record. Gene Ontology annotation, molecular function: calcium ion binding. Gene Ontology annotation, biological process: homophilic cell-cell adhesion. Gene Ontology annotation, cellular component: plasma membrane. Lineage: Eukaryota; Metazoa; Chordata; Aves; Passeriformes; Passerellidae. The coding region runs from base 1 to 2049 and encodes 682 amino acids. The transcript has a single exon.
AUGGCGCGGUGGCUGCGGGCCGGCAGGUGCCGGGCCGGGCAGGGCGGCGCUGCCCCGACGGGACGGGCUCUGGCGCUGCUGCUGCCGCUGUGGCUGUGCGCGGCGGGCGGCGGCGCGGCGCCGGUGUAUAACCUCAGCCUGGCAGUGGACGAGGGGCUGCCGGCCGAGACGCUGGUGGGCGACAUCCGCGCGGGACUGCCACCGGGCGCGGACCCACCCGGGGGCUUCCUGCUGUCGGAGGGGAGCGGCGAGUCGGCAGUGCUGGCGGACUUCCACGUCCAGCCGGAGACGGGCAUCAUCCGCACGGCGCGGCGGCUGGACCGGGAGCGGCGGGCGCGCUACAGCUUCGCGGCGGCCACGCUGCGCGGCGAGGUGGUGCAGGUGGAGAUCGCUGUCACCGACGUGAACGACCACCCGCCGCGCUUCCCGAAGGACAGUCUGCAGCUCAACAUCUCCGAGCUCAGCCCGCCCGGCACCGCUUUCCGCCUGCCGGCUGCCCGCGACCCCGACGCGGGUGGCUUCGGCACGCAGGGCUACGCGCUGGUGGAGGAGGGCGGCGCGGCGGGGGAGCCGCCGCUGUUCCAGCUGCGCUAUGUGCGGCCGGAGCCGCUGGAGCUGGUGCUGCUGCGGCGGCUGGACCGCGAACGGGCGGACGUCCACCGGCUGGUGGUGGAGGCGUGGGACGGCGGCAGCCCGCGGCGACGCGGCCGCCUGCGGGUGUCGGUGCGGGUGCUGGACGAGAAUGACAACGCGCCCGCCUUCAGCCGCGGCGAAUACCGGGCCCGGCUGCGGGAGGACGCGCCGCCGGGCACCGCCGUCUGCCGCCUGCGGGCCACCGACCCCGACCUGGGCGCCAACGGCGAGGUGCGGUACGCCAUCAAUCGCCGGCAGAGCGACCCCGACGGCUACUUCGCGGUGGAGGAGCGCAGCGGCGUCCUGCGCCUCCGCCGCCCGCUGGACCGCGAGGCGCGGGCUCUGCACCGCCUGGUCGUGGAGGCGCGGGACGGCGGCGCCCAGCCCGAGGUCUCCAGCGUCCUCGUCUCCGUGGCCGUGCUGGACGUGAACGACAACCGGCCCUCCAUCCGUCUGCUCUACCUCACCGAGACCGGCGGCCCACGGGUCUCCGAAGGGGCGCGGCCCGGCGACUACGUGGCCCGAGUCUCCGUCUCGGACGCCGACGAGGGCGGCGACGAGGAGGGCGCAGAGGGCGACGGCGGCGGCAUCGCGCUGGCCCUGCUGGGCGGCGACGGCGCCUUCGCCUUGCGGACGGCCGGGGCCGGCGUCUUCUUCCUCUGCGUGGCGGGGCCGCUGGACCGCGAGAGCCGCGACCUGUACGAGCUGCGGCUGGUGGCCACGGACGGCGGCACGCCGCCGCUCUCCGCCGAGGAGCCGCUGCUUCUGCGCGUCGCCGACCUCAACGACGAGACGCCCGCGUUCCCGCAGCCCCACUACCGCGCCGCCGUCUCGGAGGCCGCCUCCCCCGGCACCGCCGUGCUCCGCCUCAGCGCCUCGGACGCCGACGAGCCGGGCUCGCCCAACGCCGAGGUGCGGUACGCGCUGGAGGGCGACGCGGCCGCCCUGGCCCUGCUGCGCAUCGACGCGCGGAGUGGCGCCGUCAGCACCCGCGCGCGCCUGGACCGGGAGCGGCAGGCGGCGCUGGAGCUGCGCGUGGUGGCGCGGGACGGCGGCGUCCCCCCGCGCGCCGCCGCGUGCCGCCUCAGCGUGCGCGUGGAGGACGCCAACGACAACGAGCCGCGCUUCGAGCGCGCCGUGUACCGAGCGCGCAUGCCCGAGCACGCCGCGCGCGGCCGCCGCCUCCUCCAGGUGAGCCCCACACGGCCCCGCUCGGCCCGGCCCCCGGAACGCCCGCGCUCCGUGGCACCGCCGCCGCUCUCCAACACUGCCGCGGGAAGCAGGGGGCGCGGCAGGUGGAGCGCAGUCAGCGCGUACCGCCAGUCUCACAAGCGCUCCUUGUCCCGUAAUACUUGCAGCGUGGGUAAUGAGCACAGCUCAGGUCUUCAGAGGGAGUCAAGUGUCAGCUCUGGUUAA